Molecule: messenger RNA, 771 nt
Organism: Cyclocybe aegerita
Lineage: Eukaryota; Fungi; Basidiomycota; Agaricomycetes; Agaricales; Hemipholiotaceae
Source: the annotation of a GenBank genome assembly
AUGCAUUACUGUCUUCAAGUUCCCGAAUUGGUUUCCAACAUCUUCCAAUACUGUCGCGCCAACGACGAGGCUGUCUAUCGUAGAUCUCCGCGAUUAAAAUCUCUCCCUGCACUUGCCCAGACAUGCCAAUUUUUUCUGGCUCCUGCCCUUGAUGCGCAUUGGCACACAAUUCCAUCCCUCGAGCCACUAUUGAAUCUACUGCCUCAAGAUGUAGUCGAACUGCGUACAGGACGCUAUAGUUCAAAGCCCCUUCUUUAUGUCAAGCCCUCUAUUCAAAGGCGCGACUUUUCGCGUUGGAUGUACUAUUCUCCGCGGGUCAAGGCUAUCGACACCAGUUAUUAUGCACUACCUUUCUCAAUACUUGAAAUUGACAAUAGUGUUUACGACGUUCUGCUAUCCGUUAGCGACAGCGGCGACCCUCUUCUACCCAACAUCCAGGAUAUUACUACGGGAAUUCGCUUUAUCCACACGAGCCUGACCCUGCUCAACCUUCUCUUUAACCAACAUGUUCGACGUAUAAUGGUAAUCGACAGUUCGGAUGAUGAGGCCGAUUUCGACGAUGAACUACCCUGGGCAGAACUAGCAGCCAUUAUUAAACAUAGAAAUGUUGGAGAAGGUGUCAUCGACGUCACUAUCAACCUUCGCUUCUUUGCUGAAAACACGAGUAUCCAUUCGCCGCGACCACUUACCCAGCAGAUACUCAACUACUCCAGGCUCAGAAAGUUAGACCUCCGGUCGUUCUGGCUUCCCGACGCCGCCAUGGUAGCGUAG